CUGCGCAUGUCUGCGUGGCGCCAUACCCGCGUAUUCUAACCUAAAUUCGAAUUCCGAGCUCCGCUCGCGGACGCGCCCGGCCGCCGUUCUUAAUUCAAAAAUAACAUUAUUUUUCACAACCGGCCAGUGUUCAUGAAAAUUUAAAAAGUAACGUUCCUUUUUUGACAAAAGUGCGCGUGUCAGUAAUGGUUAUUUUUAGUAGUGCUGGCGAGUUUCGGUGACAAAAUAGCGCCGAGGCCGCGGUAAUUUUGGCCGUCCGGAAUAUGGCCUAAUUGUUUUUUUUUUCUGGAAAAGUGUAGUGAUGAUGUGUGAUUGUGUUUUGUGAAUAGGAUAAUUAAAUUGCAAUGGCCGACGCGCCCCCCACCCCAGGCACGCCGGGCGCGGACGAGACCGCGCCCGCGCCGAAAAAGCAGGCGCGCUCCCGUGGCAAACCACAGCCAGAGAAACCGAAGCGGAGUCUGCUGUGUCUGGGGUUGAAGAAUCCGCUGAGGAGGCUGUGCUAUGCGAUUGUGGAGUGGAAACCGUUUGAGUACAUGAUUCUCACAACUAUCUUCGCGAACUGCAUAGCUCUGGCUGUCUUCACGCCCUUCCCGUCUGGAGACACAAACUAUACUAAUGGAAUAUUGGAAAAAGUAGAAUGGAUUUUCAUGGUCAUCUUCACUGGGGAGUGCGUGAUGAAGAUCAUCGCAUACGGCUUUUUGUUCCAUCCUGGGGCUUAUCUGCGGAACGCGUGGAACAGUCUGGAUUUCACCAUCGUCACUAUUGGUAUAAUGAGCCAGUCGCUGCAAGUCCUGUUCAAAGAUGCAUUCGACGUAAAGGCGCUCAGAGCCUUCAGAGUGCUUCGACCGCUGCGAUUGGUCUCCGGCGUUCCAAGUCUCCAGAUCGUGCUCAACUCAAUCCUGAAGGCCAUGAUACCGCUGUGCCACAUCGCGUUCCUGGUGCUAUUUGUCAUCAUCAUCUACGCCAUCAUAGGCCUCGAGCUGUUCUCUGGAGUCAUGCAUAACAUAUGUCAUAAGAAUGAGAGUGGUAAAUUGAUAAUGGGCGAUGAAGAAAGACCAUGCAGCACUGAGUUCAACGUUGGUCACAACUGCGAACCCGACGAAGUAUGUACACCAGGGUCCCCAGCCUGGCCAGGCCCGAACGACGGUAUCACCAACUUUGACAAUAUUGGCUACGCUAUGCUCACGGUAUUCCAGUGUAUCACACUUGAGGGAUGGACUGACAUUAUGUAUUGGAUAUCAGAUGUCAAGGGUUCUUCCUGGCCUUGGAUCUACUUCGUCUCUCUGGUCAUCUUUGGGAACUUUUUCGUCAUGAACCUAAUUCUUGGUGUGUUAUCCGGAGAAUUCUCAAAAGCGAGUAACAAGGCGAAGAAUCGUGGAGACUUCCAAAAGUCACGAGAAAGAAAAGAGUUUGAGGAAGACAUGAAGGGAUAUCUCAACUGGAUCACCGUAGCUGAGACCCUGGACCUUGAAAACGAGCCCAAGCAGGAGAAUGAAGGAGAAGAUUCGCAGGGUAACAAUUACGAGAGAACAAGCAACGAGGGAUCUCAAACAAACGUGGACACAACAGAAAACACAGGCACCUGCAAAGUUUACUUCAAAAGAUUCGAUAAGGUGAACCGCCGUAUGCGUAGGGCUUGCCGACGAGCUGUCAAAUCUCAGGGUUUCUACUGGGCCAUAAUCGUACUUGUGUUUUUAAACACAAUGGUGUUGGCAACUGAACAUUACAAACAACCGACAUGGCUCGACACGUUUCAGACUUGUGCGAACUACGUGUUCGUUGUGCUCUUCACUAUGGAGAUGUUGAUCAAAAUGUAUGCCCUUGGCAUUCAAGGCUACUUCGUUUCUCUCUUCAACCGUUUCGACUGCUUCGUCAUGAUAUGUUCGGUCUUGGAGCUGGUGCUUACAGCGACGGAAACCAUCCCUCAACUCGGCAUCUCUGUAUUACGCUGCGUCCGGCUGCUCAGAGUUUUUAAAGUUACAAAGUACUGGCGUUCUCUUUCUAACCUCGUGACCUCUCUCCUCAACUCCAUCCAGUCCAUCUUCUCCCUCCUUCUGCUGCUGUUCUUGUUCAUUAUGAUCUUCGCGCUGCUCGGCAUGCAAGUGUUCGGGGGGAGGUUCGAGAGUUAUGCUCCUGAGGAACCGAAGGAGAGGCAUAACUUUGAUACAUUCUGGCAAGCUGUGUUGACGAUGUUCCAGAUCCUGACUGGUGAAGAUUGGAACGUCGUCAUGUACGAGGGUAUUAAAGCAUAUGGCGGCGCCGGCUCCUUUGGAAUGAUCGCAUCUAUUUAUUUCAUCAUCAUCUUUGUCUGCGGUAAUUAUAUCCUGCUGAACGUGUUCUUGGCUAUCGCCGUCGAUAAUCUUGGAGAUGACGAUGAUGAAGAAGUCGAGAAAGAGCCAGAGGGAGCAGAAGAAAAUCCCGAGGCAGGUAAUCCGCAACUUGAUGAAGAUACAGAAAGAGGAGAGACAGACGAUGAAUAUGUAAACGAAGAAGAAAUAUAUUCAGAUGAGGGCCGGCUUUACCAGAGGUAUAAGAGAAUACCAAGAUCAGACCACGAGUAUGAAGAAACGGGAUCGGAAGAAGAGGUGAAUGAGCAAGAGGCAGAAGAGAGGGGAGAAGCGAAUACCGUUCUAGUCACUACGGAAAAUCAACAGAUCAAUCAAAACGGGGAUAUCAAGAAAGAGCCGUCACCGCUAAAACGUCAACCCACGGCGUCCGCCCGCCCGCGCCGCCUCUCCGAAGUGGAAGUGAAGGACGAAGAAAAACCCAUACCUGACGGCACCAGCUUCUUCUUCUUUUCUAAGACCAACCCCUUCCGAGUGAUGUGCUUCAACAUCCAGAACAACUCUGUGUUCAAAAACAUCAUCCUGGUUUGCAUCCUGAUCUCCUCACUGAUGUUAGCUUUGGAAGAACCAGUGCCAAAACUAGAAAAUAGACCCACCGCAGAAGCUUUAAAGAAGGUGGACUAUUUCUUCACGGCCGUAUUCACCUUGGAACUUUGCCUGAAGCUGAUCACCUACGGGUUCCUGUUCCAUAAGGACGCUUUCUGCAGAUCCGCCUUUAACCUCCUAGAUCUACUGGUGGUUGUUGUGUCAUUAGUUUCCAUUGUUGGAUCUCAAUUCGGUUUUAUAAAGAUUUUAAGAGUAUUCAGGGUGUUAAGGCCACUGAGAGCUAUCAACAGAGCCAAGGGCUUAAAGCACGUAGUUCAAUGCGUGAUCGUUGCCAUAAAAACCAUCGGCAACAUUUUGUUGGUGACAAAUCUUCUACAGUUCAUGUUUGCCGUCAUGGGUGUGCAAAUGUUCAAGGGAAAAUUCUUCUUUUGUACCGAUACCACAAAAUUGACAGAAACCGAAUGCCAGGGCACAUAUAUUAUAUAUAAAAAUAACGAGCCUCAGAGGAUGGAACGAAUAUGGAAGGAGAAUAAGUGGAACUUUGAUGAUGUCCUGAACGGGAUGCUGACUCUAUUCACCGUAUCUACAUUUGAAGGAUGGCCAGGUUUACUGUCAGUGUCAAUGGACUCACAUAAAGAGGACGAGGGACCCAUAGAGAAUUCGAGACCGCUGGUUGCGUUCUUCUACAUUAGCUACAUAAUUGUCAUCGCUUUCUUCAUGGUGAACAUCUUCGUUGGUUUUGUCAUAGUGACGUUCCAGAAAGAAGGAGAGCAAGAGUUUAAGGAUUCUCAAUUGGAAAAGAAUCAAAGAAACUGUUUGGAAUUUGCGUUAAAAGCAAAGCCGAGUCGGAGAUACAUUCCAAAGCAUCGUAUACAGUACAAGACGUGGUGGUUUGUGACGUCAGAGCCGUUUGAGUACUUCAUAUUCACAUUCAUCGUGAUCAACACACUGGCCCUUAUGAUGAAGUUCCAUGACGCUAAACCUUGGUAUCAAACGCUCCUCGAUUAUUUAAACAUGAUUUUAACGACUGUGUUCACGUUGGAGUUUGUCUUCAAGCUGGCUGCUUUUAAAUUUAAAAACUAUUUUGGUGACGCAUGGAACACAUUUGACUUCAUUAUUGUCGUUGGCAGUAUUAUUGACAUUGUCGUGACGCAGGUCAAUGAAAUGGAUCCCACAAUGACACCCGACAAAAGCAAAGGUUCUGUGCUUAAGUACGUGGCAUUCUUCCGAUUGUUCCGAGCCAUGAGACUGAUAAAACUACUCUCUAGAGGGGAGAGGAUCCGUACGCUUCUGUGGACCUUCAUCAAGUCUUUCCAAGCACUGCCUUAUGUGUUCCUGCUAAUUGUGCUACUGUUCUUUAUUUAUGCUGUCGUGGGAAUGCAGCUAUUUGGAAAGAUAGAUGUAGACGGUGAAACCAUAACUGAACACAAUAAUUUCCAAUCAUUUGGUUCUGCAUUGAUGGCACUGUUCAGGUCUGCAACAGGUGAAGCAUGGCAGGAAAUCAUGAUGGCGUUAUCCCGGAAUAACAAGGAGCGUCCGGGCGAACCGGCCGGGUGCUACAACCCGAAUGGGGAGGACUUGUCAAAGAUAGACCCGGACGGAACCGGCUGCGGGAACUGGCUCGCUUUUCCUUACUUCAUAUCCUUUUCACUCCUCUGCACCUUCUUGAUCAUCAACUUGUUCGUAGCCGUUAUUAUGGACAACUUUGACUAUUUGACCAGAGACUGGUCGAUCCUGGGACCACAUCAUCUAGAUGAGUUUGUUAGAUUAUGGAGCGAAUACGACCCAGAUGCGAAGGGGAGGAUCAAGCAUUUGGACGUCGUCCAGUUACUCAGAAAAAUAAAUCCACCUCUAGGCUUCGGUAAGCUAUGUCCUCACCGGACGGCCUGCAAGCGUCUCGUUUCGAUGAACAUGCCCCUCAACUCGGACGGGACGGUCAACUUUAAUGCAACUUUAUUUGCGGUGGUGAGGACACAGCUGGGGAUCAAGACUGUCGGCAUCAUUGACGAUUGCAACACGGAGCUGAGAGCCAUCAUCAAAAAGGUGUGGAAACGCACAUCCAAUAAGGUUCUCGACCAGGUGGUCCCACCCCCUGGUGACCCCAACGAGAUCACCGUUGGAAAAUUCUACGCUACAUUCCUCAUACAAGACUAUUUUAGGAGGAACCAUGCGUUUAGGAAAAGGAAGGAGCAAGCGGCGGCGGAGUCGGUCCAGACCAAUCAGAUGACGUUACAGGCUGGUCUGCGGACCCUACACGAAGCAGGGCCGGAGCUGAAGAGGGCCAUAUCAGGAAAUUUGGAUGAGCUGGUGGCUGAGGCUGUUGAGCCUACUCAUCGGCGAACCCAUCCACUGUUCGGGGUACUACAGAGUUUCAGAGGCUCCAGACACAGACGGGUCGAGAUGCACAAACCGCCAGAAAGGACACCAAAGACUGUUACACUUAAUCUUCAACAAAAACAAGACUUGGGCUCAAUGAUCAGACGAGAGUUCGGAAUGGAUGGCCGAAUACCUGAAGAAGACACAUCAAAAUAUGACGACCAUCACGCGAGCGACGAAGAGAUCGCGAUGGAGCCGCUACUCCGUGGAAAAGAUUCUGAGAAGAUAUUCCACGCUAUCGAAAAAACAUCAAAUGACUUAAUGCAGACGAUGAGAGGCAGAAAUCAUGACCAAAGGUCGAGCCGGAACAACAACGUGCCUUAUUGUGUGGAGAAUCCGGCGGAGACGCUUAUUGCUCGUGUUUUGACAGAGCAGGGUCUCGGCAAAUACUGCGACCGCGAUUUUCUCCAGAGUACCUCACAUGAGAUGCAGGAGGCGUUGGGCCUCUCCCAGGAGGCGAUGGACACCGCUGCGAAUCUUAUCAUUUUGCAAGAGCGGCAGAUGCACAGAUCACAACAAUUGCCAAAUAAUGUGGAGAGCAUACUGUCCAGGCAGUACCACCCCUUCCAUCAACCCCCGAUGCAGCCGCCUCAGAGAAAAUGAUAUUUUGUACUUUUAUACUUGGAUUAUACCCUCCACCGGUGCGGCGUGGUAACCGCACUCGGUCUUACCCUUCAAAAGGGUUUGUUACCCUUUUUUGAACCCGGCCCGGGUUUUUUGAAGAUUUUGCAAUCGAUUUUAAUGAACCGCGUAGCUUGUAAUGUUAUUUUAAAUUUUAAGUAUUUUAGCAUUUUAAUAUUUUCAAUGCCUUCGGAGUUUUAAAAUAUUCUAAAUUUUAAAAUGGGGUUUUAGAUUAUUCUAGUUUUUGGACAGCUUUUCGCAAAUGCCUGAGAUUUUAUUGUAAAUAAUAUGAAAUAUUUUAUUGACUAGUAAAUAAUGUUAUAUACCUAAUGGGUAUGUGCCUUAAUUAUUACUGAUGUAUGUGUUUAAGUGUCGGACUGUGAAAAUUGUGGCCCCAUAGUAUAUUUAUUACUUAUAUAGUAAAUACGUGCCAAAAUUAUUACUUCAUAUUAGUAAACUUUUAUAUUAUUCUCUAUAUAUUGCUACUGAAAUUUAAACAAUACUAUAUUUAUUAUUGGUAAAUAAUAUUUCAACCAGUGUAGGUAUUUUUCUAAUUUUAAUGAUGCAAGUCUAGUCAGUUUGCUUGCUUGGAAGAGUUUUAUGUAAAUGUUUAUGUUGUAUUUUGUAUGGAGAUAUUGUUAUUGUGAAUAAAAUUGUUGCAACAAAUUUA
Messenger RNA from Cydia strobilella, 6558 nucleotides. Its product is annotated as voltage-dependent calcium channel type D subunit alpha-1-like. NCBI's taxonomy places the organism in Eukaryota, Metazoa, Arthropoda, Insecta, Lepidoptera, Tortricidae. Bases 345 to 5870 code for a protein of 1841 amino acids. Gene Ontology annotation, cellular component: voltage-gated calcium channel complex; membrane. The record is from RefSeq and is a predicted model, not a curated record. The transcript has 48 exons. Gene Ontology annotation, biological process: calcium ion import across plasma membrane. Gene Ontology annotation, molecular function: calcium ion binding; high voltage-gated calcium channel activity.